This is a messenger RNA of Paramecium sonneborni, 598 nucleotides long. The record is from the annotation of a GenBank genome assembly. Lineage: Eukaryota; Ciliophora; Oligohymenophorea; Peniculida; Parameciidae.
AUUGAAAUUCAAUGAUACCUAAUACAAAAAGAGAUUUAGUAGCCAUAGAAUAUUUAUAACAAAAUGUUUAUCCUGGUUUAUAGCCAGCAUUAAUGAAGGUAUUCUAAAUUAAUAUUAUUAGUUAAUUGAUCAUGUUGUGAAAUCAGAUGAAGUUAGAAAACAUUAAGAAAGACUUAAAAAAAUAAAAAUAUUUGAUAAAAUUGAAUAGAAGAGAGUUGAAAAAGAGAGACUAAGAGCUGAACUUGGAUCUGAAUAUGAAUCUUCAGAUGGAUCUGUAGAUUUAGAUGAAAUGGGAAUUAAUUAAUCAGAGUUUCAUAAAUAUAUGGGAAAAGAAUAAAAAGAAAUUCAAUCACCUUUACCAAUGGAUGAAUAAAUAUAACAAGGAGGAGUAGAAGAAUAGACUUCAUAAGAAUUAAAAAAAGACACUUUAUUAUCUUUAGGAGAAAUUAGAGAAGACUAAGAAGAUGAGGAUCAAGCAGAUAAACAUGAAUUAGAAAAAAUGAAGUAAUUUCUUAGGUAGCAAAGAGAAGAAAUGUCAUUCAAUCCUUUGCUAUUUCUAGCCCAAUAGAUUCGAGAUAUUAUUGCUGCAAACAAUUGA